AUAAAAAUCUUCCAUUUUGUGCAUGUUUAGCUUCUCAAAAAAUAUUCAUUUCUGUAUGGAUGGCGGUGGUGUCUUACCUUUUGAACACGUAUAUGAGAAGAGAGGAGAAUGGGGAAGCCAAGUGGUUUGCGUACAGCAAGGAAACAUGUUACCCAUCGUCGUGAUCAACGCUGGCAUGACAAAGAUUACAAGAAAGCUCAUCUUGGAACAAGAUGGAAAGCUAAUCCAUUUGGGGGAGCUUCUCAUGCUAAAGGGAUAGUGCUGGAAAAAGUGGGUGUUGAAGCUAAACAACCAAACUCUGCUAUUAGAAAAUGUGUCCGUGUUCAGUUGAUCAAAAAUGGGAAAAAAAUAACAGCUUUUGUUCCGAAUGAUGGUUGUCUGAAUUAUAUUGAAGAAAACGACGAGGUGCUGGUUGCUGGGUUUGGUCGUAAAGGUCAUGCCGUUGGAGAUAUCCCAGGAGUUCGUUUUAAAGUUGUGAAGGUUGCUAAUGUGUCUCUCUUAGCUCUGUACAAAGAAAAGAAAGAAAGGCCCAGGUCAUAAUCUGUGCUGACCAAUAAACCUUGAGUGAAAGAAAAACAUAUUUAGUUAU
Molecule: messenger RNA, 589 nt
Organism: Limulus polyphemus (Atlantic horseshoe crab)
Lineage: Eukaryota; Metazoa; Arthropoda; Merostomata; Xiphosura; Limulidae
Product: 40S ribosomal protein S23
Exons: 4
Coding region: 109-540 (143 amino acids)
Biological process (GO): translation
Cellular component (GO): ribosome; cytosolic small ribosomal subunit
Molecular function (GO): structural constituent of ribosome
Source: RefSeq, a predicted model, not a curated record